Salvia splendens (bonfire salvia) is the source of this 743-nucleotide messenger RNA. RefSeq names its product auxin-responsive protein SAUR50-like. The transcript has a single exon. Lineage: Eukaryota; Viridiplantae; Streptophyta; Magnoliopsida; Lamiales; Lamiaceae. Gene Ontology annotation, biological process: response to auxin. The record is from RefSeq and is a predicted model, not a curated record. Bases 143 to 457 code for a protein of 104 amino acids.
CUCAUUCCCUAUCUCCACCGCCACCUCCAAAAACCUCACAUUCAAAUUUCUUUUUUUCCUCAUUUUCUUGCCAAAACACUAAACACACUCUCAACAAAACAAAAUAUUUCCAAAAAUAAAAAUAAAAAUAAAAAUCAAAGCAAUGGCUAUGAAGAAACAAAACAAGGUGGCUCAAACGGCGAUGUUGAAGCAAAUCUUGAAGAAGUGUUCGAGUCUGGGUAAAAGGAUCGUAGACGACGAGAGCGGCCUACCCGUGGACGUGCCCAAGGGGCACUUUGCAGUCUAUGUGGGCGAGAAUAGGACCAGAUACAUCGUUCCCAUCUCGUUUUUGACCCAUCCCGAGUUCCAAUGCCUCCUCAGACGAGCCGAGGAGGAAUUCGGGUUCGGACACGAGAUGGGCCUCACUAUCCCUUGUGAGGAAGUGGUUUUCCAAUCCCUAACCUCUAUGCUUAGAUGAGAGAGAGAUGGUCAAGAUGGAAGGGCAGCCAUGCAAGAGAAGUUUGUAUGCUUGCUUUUUUCCAAACCUUUUUUUAACAUCUCUUUCUUUUCUUUUUUUUCCUCUUCUUUAGUUUGGGAUAUUCUUUUUUUUUAAUUUGUUCUUCGUUAAGGGGAAUAUGUUUUAAAGCCUAUUUUGUGGGGUUUUUAGUGAAGAUCAUCUAACCCUAGACGCCCAUGAAAUUUGUAAUGAUUUGAGUUUUUUGUGGGUUGGAUUUGUGAUUAUAAGAACAAGGGAGUUCUAAUUA